UUGCUUUUUAUAAAAUUGACUAUAAAAGAGAAGGAGGAAAUUUGUUUUAAAAAUUUUUUAAAGUUGCGCGCUUAACUCUCAAAUUUUACAGAAAGAAAAAAUAGGUAAAGGAUUGCGAAACCCUAUCCGACUACAAUACUCAAAAGGAAUCCACACUCCACCUUGUUCUAGGUCUCAAAAGAGUCACCAAGAAGCGUAAAAAGAAGACUUACACCAAGCCUAAGAAGAUCAAGCACAAGCACGAGAAGGUGAAGCUCACUAUCCUCCAGUUCUACAAGGUCGAUGGCUCUGCAAAGGUGUAGAGACUCAGGAAAGAGUGCCCUAAUACUGAAUGCAGCGCUUGAACUUUCAUGGCUAACCACUUUGACUGAUACAACUGCGAAAAAUAUGGUUCGACCUACGUUUACAACAAAGCUAAUAAGGGUUGCAACAUCGUGAAUUUCAAAGAAUCAGGGUUACGACAACAAAUUCAAUUUUCAGAGGAGUAAGGUUGCGACUUUGAUUUCUAGAAGACGACCAGGGAAUUUGUUUUUAUUUUUAGAAAAGGGGAAUUUAGAAGUAUGCAAACAAGAGGGAAAUAUUGAUCAUGAGGUACAAGUCUUGAUCGAGUGAAAGUAAAACAUUCCUUGUUCUUCCUUUGUUUUUUUUUUUUUUUUUGUCAAUGCCUGUCCAUCUGCCAAAGCCUCGUAAUUCGACGAUGUCAAUCACAACAAUCCUCUCCACUAUGCUCUUCUCCACAACUUCAUCUAUGGCCAGGUGAUUCAACUUCUUGUUGCAAUUUUUAGGGUAUCUUUUUUAUUCUCUUUACUUUGGUCGUGUGAUUUGAAAUUAUUGUUCGAUUCAAGGUUUCAUGCAGGUUGGAUAGGUAGAUCGAGUUCUGUGUGCGGGAGAUGUUGUAGUGAAGUACUUGAAUAAACAACUAAUAUGAUUAUAACUUGAAAUUCAAAAAGUCAUUCAAUGCUCUGCAUUUGAUUUGGUAUUGCCAACCAAUUAAUUUUUUUCGACUCUAAUGUACUCUUUGCUUUGAACUAACACUCAGUCGUUUCUCUUUUUCAGCCUGCAAAGUUCGUGACUCGGACCUCAAAGUCUACUUUAAGGUUGUUUUAUUUGAUUUUGUAGUGUUUGAAUGUUGCAUUUUGUUUUAGGAUCAAAAUUUUCUCAUAAAGAGUGAUAUAAAUGAUAACAUGUUUGUACUACACAUGCAAUUUUCUAUUUACUUUAAUGUUCUGUUUUCUGAUCCUAUUGAAUGUCCUUGUAAUAGUUUUCUACUUCUAUCUAAUAUAUAAAAUUACUUGAUUGAAAGUCAUAUUUCUUAAUUGGUGAAAUUUAUUAGAUUGUUUGUUAACGAUGUUAUCGUAAAAGGUUUGUUUCUCGAUCUAAGAGGUUUUGCAAUUUUUUAUUUACUUUAAAGUCUCUCUUACUAUUAACCUCUAGGCUUCAUUGUUGAAGGGUUAUGUAUCAGUUAUGAGUCUUAUGAUUUGGGGUUCUACACAAAAUUUUGGAUAACUUCCUAUUUUAAACAUGUUUCUUAGAUUUGGAUAUGGAGUUUUUUUUUUUUUUUUCUCAUUAGUUAAGGAUUGAUUCAUUCUUUUCAAGCUUGAUUUUGAGUUUAUGUUUCCCUUGUUUCCAAAGGAUGUAUUUUUUAAUUUUAAUUCAAUUUUGGUUAAUGGGUGUGGUAUGGGCAUGUGGCUAGUGGGACCAUGAGGAGAGGUUUGUGUAGGAGUUUUUUAUGGAGAUAUGAAUUGUUUCUUUACUUGUCAGUUCUCUCGAUUUCAAUACUAUCUAUUUGAAAGAGCUUGAGUAUUUGAUCACAAUAGCGAAGCAUGGGAGGCUCAAAACUUAUUGCAGGUAGGAUGGUUUUACCUCUGAACUUGUACUUACCAGCUUGUGAAAACCUCGUCCAUGAGAUUGGAAGAACUUGAAGUUGAAGAAUCAGAGAAGCAGUCGAAAGCACCCAACCACGCCUCCAAUGGGGACCUACAAAGCUCACCUUCUCCUUAAACAAAAUGGGGAACAACACCCUGCUGGCAUAGGUAACUACUUCAAAAUGUGAAGGCAAGCACAACCAUUGGAGUGAUUGGAGUUCCGUACUUUGCAUAGCCGGAUCCUCUUUACCAUUUCUUGUUGAUGGUUCAAUACACCACACCGUCGGCCAUGGCCAUCGGCACAAUGACUCAGUUGUUCGAUGUGGGUCAAGAGGAAUGCUAUGUUAUUACACUUAAAAGUGUAAAAAAAAAAUGUUUUUCCAGCAUCCUCACCUUGUAAUAUAUUAUAGAUACAAACCCAUUGUGAUGUAGUAGAACUUCAAGAGUUUUAUUGAGCAGGCAUGGCACACAUUGCCUUUACAACUACUCCAAGGGACAACAUAGCCACACAGAAGAAAUGAGCAUUAAAAAGUCAAAAUGUUGAAUAGACAAUGCAUGGAGAAGAUGAUUUGAUGCAGUAUCCCACUUGGAAUUUGGAAAAAAGCAAAAAGAAAACCAAAAUUCAUGAUAUGGGUUUGUUGUCACUAUUGGAGGUGGCAUUCAUCCCCAAUUUGCAAGUCCUUUUGAUGUGUUCAGUGGGAGCCUUUUUGUCCACUGAUUACUGCAAUCUUCUUCCUGCCCAUGCUAGAAUUUCUCUGAACAAGAUUGUGUUUGCUGUUUUCACUCCUUGUCUCAUGUUUGCAAAUUUGGCCAAAACAGUCACUUUCCAGGACAUUGUUUCAUGGUGGUUCAUGCCAGUCAACAUUGUUCUUACCUUUCUAUUUGGAGGGCUUUUGGGAUGGAUUGUUAUCAAAAUUUUGAAACCCAAGCCAUAUCUUGAAGGCCUUGUCAUGGCAGUCUCUUCUACUGGGAACUUGGGGUACCUUCUUCUCAUCAUUAUCCCUGCAAUUUGUGAUGAAAAUGGCAGCCCUUUUGGCAACCACAAUACUUGUGCUUCUCUUGGACUCUCCUAUGCAUCAUUUUCCAUGGCGCUAAGUGGGUUUUUCCAAUGGACUUAUACUUACCACCUUCUGAGAAAAUCUUCCUUGCGAGUGAAAGCAAUUGAAGAAGCCUCAGGUAUUGCCCACCUCCAAACUCAUCUUCUCCAUAAGCAAGAUGGUCCUGUUUCAGUUGAACAGGUAAAUGCUUCAAAAUUUACACAACCUUUGAGAUUUGUUCAUGAAGAAGCUGCUUUAAUUUUGAUCUCUCUUCUCUUCUACUUCCAGAUUGAAUCCCAAGAAGCAGCGGCCAGUUCAUUGUCUUCCAUUUGGGCUCAAACACUACACAUUCUGCACACCAUUUUUCAAGAGUCAAUGACCCCUCCAUCCUUAGGAGCUAUUGUAGGAUUGAGUUUUGGAGCGGUGUCAUGGCUAAAAAAUCUCGUAGUUGGGGAGAAUGCUCCACUUAAAGUAAUCCAAGACUCUGUUCAACUACUUGGAAAUGGGACGAUUCCUAGCACCAUUCUGAUACUAGGCGGCAAUCUAAUUCAAGGGUUGCGAUCGUCAAAGGUGAAGCCAAAGACGAUGGUGGGAGUGAUGGGGGUUCGGUACUUGGCUCUGCCUGCAAUUGGGAUUUUGGUAGUGAAAGUGGCAAAGACAUUAGGGUUUUUAGCGCCGGACCCACUUUACCAGUUUUUGUUGAUGGUUCAAUACACCACGCCACCGGCUAUGUCCAUUAGCACAAUGACUCAGUUGUUCGGCGUUGGUCAAGAGGAAUGCUCUGUUAUUAUGCUUUGGACUUAUUUGACUGCUGCUCUUUCUCUUGCUCUUUGGUCUGCACUCUUCAUGUGGAUCUUGCCUUGAUUCAAUCUUUUCUUUUGAAGAAACGAAACCACCUCGCCCAUCUUGUAUUCUUUUGCUAUAUGCCAAAAAUACAGAGAUAUGUGGCAUAGAAUAGAGAAUAGUGAUCACAUGAUGAUCUAUUGGGAGAGAAGAGAAGGAUAUUACAAUUGUCUCUCUUCUCAUUCAGCUUCUUUAGAGGCCAUCUUAUGUUGUAUACAAGUUCAAGAAUUGUUUUUUUCAACAUAGAUUCUUUCCUUUAA
This is a messenger RNA of Benincasa hispida (wax gourd), 4005 nucleotides long. NCBI's taxonomy places the organism in Eukaryota, Viridiplantae, Streptophyta, Magnoliopsida, Cucurbitales, Cucurbitaceae. The record is from RefSeq and is a predicted model, not a curated record.